Molecule: messenger RNA, 549 nt
Organism: Miscanthus lutarioriparius
Lineage: Eukaryota; Viridiplantae; Streptophyta; Magnoliopsida; Poales; Poaceae
Source: the annotation of a GenBank genome assembly
AUGGCCUGUGGCCACGACGACGGCGCUUCCCCGCCAUGUGCGAGAACGGGAGGGUUCAGCUAUUAUGGCUCCAACUUGAUGCCCGACACCGCGCUCCUGUGCGUCGCAAUCAACGUCGUCUCCGCCGUCCAGUCCUUCCGCGCCGGCUCCGACAUAUUCGGGGGCAUAUUCCGGUGCUACGCGGUCGUCUUCUCGCUCUUCGUCGCCGUCCUCGAGACCGAGUGGGGGUUCAUCAUCCGCUUCUGGAAGAUAUUUGAAUACUGGCCUGCACGGGGAAUGCUCCAGAUCUUUGUUGCUGUCAUGACGAAGGCAUACCCAAGUAUUGAAAGGAAUGAUCUGAUUUUGCUCCAGGAGAUUGCCAGCUACAUGCUUCUUGCAUGUGGAGCUAUCUAUGUGAUCUCGGGGAUAUUGUGCAUUGGUGUGCUAAAACGUUCAAGGCAGCAGAGAGUGACAUCACGGGAGCAAGCAGCCAAGGAUCUGCAGGAGCUGGAGAAACGGAGAGAAGAACUUGAGGCGUUGUUACUUGCUGAGCGGUGGGAGUUGGUCUGA